GGCUCUCUCCUGCAGACCUCUUCCAGGGCAAGGAAAAAAGCUCUCAGAAGCGGAAGUAAAGUGUCUCGGAUUCCAGACAGCUGUAGCAUUUAAAGUUGAGCCAUCUAGUGCCUCGGCGGAAGGCCGCUUCUACGCACAGUAUCCAGGCCGAGUCAGGAGCAGACUCCAUACCUCUACUAGUCUAUGGAAAGGACUGAAAAGGAUCGGAAAGUAUCCUGCGCAGAACGAAAAGCCCGAGAUCCCAAGAGGUGCCGGAAAACCCGUGCCAAGGGAAGGGUUUAGAAGCUUCCCCCGGGGAAGGGAACUCCCCGGGCCAUACCCGCCAAUCAUGGCCGCCCCCAAGGGGGCCGGUCCAGCCACUUGGCGCAUUGCGGCCGCAGCCAGCUGGCAAGUGGUGCGCGAACGCUACGUGGAGCAUUUCCCUCGAGUCCUCCAGUUUCUGCGCUCCCUCCGCGCUGCCGCCCCCGGCUUGGUUCGCUACCGGCACCACGAGCGCUUGUGUAUGGGCCUACAGGCCAAGAUGGUGGUGGAGAUGAUCGUACGAGGCCGGCCUUGGCCUCAGGUUCUGAGUGUCCUGAAUCGCCAUUUCCCAGAGUCUGGACUUAUACCGCGGGACCCUAAAGCUAAAGAGCAGGAUCUGAAGAUUUUGGAGGCACGCGAAACCUUUUGCCAGCAGGUGAAGCAACUGUCAGAGGCCCCCGUGAAUUUGGCCUCAACGCUACAGCAGGAGCUUGAAGAAGAAUAUGGGGAAGCCUUUAUGACCGCCAUGGAGAAGCUGUUUUUUGAAUACUUGUGUCAGCUAGAGAGAGCACUGCCUACCAUACAGGCACAGCAGCUUCAAGAUGUGCUGAGUUGGAUGCAGCCUGAAGUUCCUGUCCCCUCUUCUCUUGCCUUGAGCCAGUAUGCUGUGGACAUGGGGUGGCCACUUCCAGAGCACUUUGUUUCUAAUUCAGUGAACUUGACUGAGCCUGUGGGACAGAAUCCUCCUACACAGUCUAGACCAGCUCUCCACAGUCCUCUGCCAAAAGCCAAGCUGAGCCCUGGGGGACCAGCUUCAAAGAAGCAUCGCGAAUCUUUUGCUGGCCAUCACUUCAAUCUGGCCCCACUAGGUCGGCGAAGAUGCCAGUCUCGAUGGACAUCUGCGAGGGGCAGCUACAAAGAACGCCCCACAGUCAUGUUGUUGCCCUUUAGGAAUCUGGACCCACCAAGCCAAGUCAUAGCUCAGCCUGAGGGCAGGGAAGAGCAUGGGAUGCACACAGCAGACACAGCAGGUGUGGGCACAAAAGCAGCCAUCACCAGCAAGUCAAAGAGUCCAUCUCAGAUUCUGGGGGGAAAGGCUCUGAAGGAAAACCCACCUGCCUUGUCUGCCUCAGGGGAAAUGGAGAAUUGCUUGGGUUGUUACUUGGAACCUCUGAGACUACCCUUAUCACCUUCAGAGGCCAAGAAGCCAGCACAUUGUCCAUCUCUAACCACCUCGAUCAUUACCAUAGGGGACUUGGUUUUGGAUUCUGAUGAGGAAGAAGAUUGCCAGAGAGAAGGAGAGGUGAGUAGGCAGGAACAGAAAACUGGGGAGAAAGAUGGGCAGAACAAGACUGAGAAGCCCACAGGCUCCAGAAUAAGAAGAACUCCAGAAAUCAUUUCCAGUGUUAGGACCCCUCCUGCUCCCUUCUCUGCAGGAGUCUCUAGGAAAAUAUCAGAAGACAAAGUAUGAUACCCUGAUCCCCACCUUCUAUGAAUACCUCCCCACCUAUGGCCGCAGUGCCUUGCCUGCUGCGUCCCAUGACUGCACAGAUAGCUCUAGAGCCCUGUGAUACACUGCAGUGCCCUGUGCCCUCUGCCUGUUUUCUCAGCUCUGCAGGCAGCUUAGUGGUAAUGAAGUGGAAGCUCAGCUGUGGGUUGCCUGAAUAUAUUGAUAAAAGUGGUGUAAUGCUUAAUAAUUAGAUUUUUGGAUUUGUCUCAGCACUGUCUUGAUGUGAAUAACAGUAAUUAACCGCCACCAGUAACUUGCUGGUGACGGCUGCUUUUGUGCCCACACCUGCUGCUUCCAUGGAUCAGCAGAGGUCAUUUAUUAGAACUGGCCUUAUUAGAGCUAAAGGAGCUCCUUGUUCUUUUUCCUUCCUUGGACAGUGUUACUCAUAGGUGCCUAGAAAGGUUACCACAGUUACAAGGGGGUUGGUGCUAACCUAACUCUUCCCACCCUGGAGCAUUACCUAGAUGCCAGCACUGUGCAGAGAUCCAGCAUGUCUUCACAGUUGUGAGCUCUCUGUUGAGAGUAUUUUAAUUAUGUCAGCAUUUCUGAGCUUGAGAUACCUGAGAAUCUCAUUUAAUGAAGAUAUAUUAACAAGAUAUAAUUGUAUAGAUAUGUGCCUCCACACCCAGCUAGUCAAAAUUUUUAAUUUUAAGGCGAACUUUAGAAUUCUUUUCCAGGUCUUUUUUAGGUUAACACUCUUGAAAGAAUCAAAAGAUAGUUUUGUAUCUCUUACAAACUUAGGAAACAGUGUUAAUGAUUACAAAUAGGCUUAUACUAAAGGUAUAAGUGUGUCUUCUGUAUACAACCAAAUAUUUAGUUAAAUUCAGUAGAUGUAGAUACACAUUUUAAUUUGCAUGAUUGAAUCACAUUAAUUGUAAGGAGCAGAGAUGUCAGGAAGUUCUGAUUAUUUUGUAUGUUUAACAUACUGGUGUAAUGUAUAAAAGAGAUCACUUACUGGUUACUGUGUAUCAAACCUAUGUAUUAGCUUUAUAAACUGUACAUUCGCACAGUACAACUUAGCAUGUUUGUUUUAUAUCAGGCAAAAGACAUGGUAUUUAGUGUAUUAAAGGUGUUAUAAUUAUAGCACUUAGGAGACUGAGGCAGAAGUGCACUCAAACUGCAAGUUUAAGGCCAGCCUAGGCUACAUAGUGAAUUCAAGACCAACCUGAGCUGUAUACUGCGAUCUUUCCUUUUGGUCUCAAAAAACCAAAAGGAAAAGAAAAAAGACUUCCAUCCCCAUAAUUUUGUUUAUAGGUUUUUUUUUAAACCAUGAGAAUGUUUAUUUUGCAACUGACUUAAUUCUUUUUUUAAAAUAUUUUUUUUCUUUUUAUCGGUGGUGGGGAUUGACUACUCAGACUACUAAAUACGGGCAUGCAGAGAAGGGACUUAGUUCUUUGGCCAGAAUUUCUGUUUUUACACAGUCACAUUUUUUUUUUUUCCUUCUUCAGGUUUUUAAUCAUUAGAAUUUAUCAGAAGUUAAAAGAAAAACACUCAGCUGAAUAAAUAACACAUUUAACUUAAAGACUAGGAACUUUUCCAAUAUUAAGAAUUGAAGUAGCAGGGCUGGGGAUUUAGGUCAGUGGCAUAAGUACCUGCCUGGCAAGCUCAAAGUCAUGAGUUCAAUCCCUGGUUCCACAAAAAAAAAAGAAUUGAAGCAGCUGAGGUCACAUUUAUUUGUAGGUCUCUAGAUACCUCUAGAUUUAGUUAGAAAAAUAUUCCCUAUAAACUACCAAACUGUCAUCUCAAAACACCCUGAAAGAGCCAGGUGUGGUGGUGCACUCCUGUAAUUCCAGCACUCAAGGAGGCUGAGGCAGGCAGAUCAUUGCAAGUUCAAGACCAGCCUGGGCUACCAAGUUGAGCCCAAGGCCAGCCUGAACUGCAUAGCGAGACUGUCUCAAAAAGUCAAAGGAAAAAAACUUGAAAUUUAUUAUAAAUUAUAUCCAUAUUCAACACCUUUACAAUAUCCAGAAAAGUAAUAGAUUUUUACUAAUAAUCUGAUUCAGCAAAGAGAGUUUAUAUCUCAUGGUAAUACCUGACACCUUGUUGCCUGUGCAGAAGCCUGCCCUAUACUCCCCCUCAUAAAUUCAGCAUUGUUAAAAUGACCCUUAGCCAGUAAAUCUCAGGCAGAGCUAUCAUUGAACAAAGAAAUUCUACCAAGAUUAGCUUUGACUAUUCUUUAAAUGGGGCGUGGAAUUAUGAUUGCUUAGGCUGCUGCAAAAGCCCCUGGAGUUGGUGUUAUCAUGUCUGGGUGUGUCUUGUCCUAUAGUUUUUAUUGACUGCAUCCCUAGGUCCAGUGCAGUUAGUUGUUAGCCAGCUUCCGGAAUGUCUUAACUGGCAAUAAUGUCUCUCAAUUGCUAUCCCCUAGAACUUCAUUAAGUAUCAGGUCAGCCCAGGCCACCUGGAAUGGCUGGCUUCAUUUAUUCCCUUCUACAUUUUCUUUACAAGCAUCCCAUAGCCUGCUGCUGUUUUUUUUUACACAAAUACACGAUGAAAAGAUUUCUCUCCAGAACUAUGUGGUGUUAGCAUUGAUUAGUAAAUUUCAUGCUUAGACAGAUUGAAAAACUCAGACUGUCCUCACAGCAAGAUGUUCACAUGUUAAACUAGUGCUAAAUGGUGGACCCAGGCAUCUCCCUGAGCUGUGUGCUGGAGACUGUGUGGACUCUUCUUGAGGGAUCCUCUUGGGUCUGGGACUAUCCACAAAGCUUACAGAAUCGCAGAGGUGGAAAUGACCAGCCCUAACCAAAAGGGUAUUAGUCUUCUGUCCAAGGAAUGGCAUGUAUCUCUUCACUCUGUUCUUUCCUUUACUGUGCAGAAGCUUUUUAAUUUGAUAUCCCAUAUGUUUAUUCUCAGUUUCUUGUGCAAUUGAGUAUCUAUUCAGAAAGUCCUUAUCUGUGUCUGUGUCUCAACAGUUUUACCCAUUUUAUCUUCCAGCAGAUUGUUUCUGUGCUGAUGUUUUGAUCUUUGAUCCAUUUUGGUUUUAUUUAAGUAAUGAUUAGAAAUCUAACCAGUUUUCUGCAUGUGGAUUGCUGAUUUUGCCAGUACCAUUUGUUUAAGAGGCUAACUUUGUUGUUAUAAUUUUUACAUUUUUAUUAGUAUGCAUUUGUAAUAGUGACUGCACUCUUAGAGGAAGUUGGUAUAUGUUAUAACUUAUCUUAAUUCUUUUCUUUGUCCUCUUCCUUCCCCUCUUCUCCCAUUCCCUCCAUCUCUUGGUCCUUCUCCUAUUUGCAAAAGAUCUGUCUCUCUGUCUUCUAUUUUGCUCUUUAUUUUGGGUUUCUUAUUUAAGAACAUCAUGCAUUAUUUAAGCUUAUGUGUCUGAUUUACUUCACUUUGUCUCAGGGUGCUCCAUUUUCCUAUAAAUGAUUCAGGUUUUUCCUUUAUGGUACAGUAUGUACUCAACUGUACAUAAAUACACAUUUUCUUAAUCCAUUUGUCUAUUAAUGGCCAUAUCCAAGAUUUGUGCUGCUGUAAAUAUGGGUAUACAUGUUUCAGUAUAAUAUGAUGUAUUUAACUCUUCUUGGAAGUUAUAAAGAGGGGGACUAAAUGGGUUGAAUGAAAUUUUUAGUUUUAGUUUUUUGAAAAAUUUCUAUACUGAUUUCCAUCAUGGUUCUAGUUUACAUUCCCACCAUUUGUUCGGUGGUUUCAUUCAACCCUGAUAGUUGUUUUUUUUUUUGGGGGGGGGGUCUAAUGUAUUUCGGACAGUACAGUAUUGUGCCCCCCCCAUAAAUGUGUUGGUGUUUAUCUGAUUUUUUUAUGUCCCAGUAAUGUUUUGUGAGGUUGUACAUGCUGAUGUUUGGUGCAUAUAUAAUUGGCAUCUUUUCCUAUUGAAUUGUUCUUUGGGGCUGAGGAUUUAGCUCAGUGGUAUAAGCACCUGCCUUGCAAGCAGGCAGUCAUGAGUUCGAUCUCCAGUACCGAUAAAAAGGAAAAAAAAAAAAAAAGAAUUGUUCUUUAAUAAAUAUGUGGUGAUUUUCUCUGCCUCUUCUGAUUCAUUCUAGCUUGAAAUCUACUUUGUCUGAGAGUAGGCUAGCUACUUCUGCUUUUUUCCAGGUUCCUAUUUUAUAGAAUAUUGUUUUCCAAUUUUUGAUUUUUAAUCUGUGAGUUUCUUUUUUGAUUAAAUGCUGUUUCUUAUAAAUAGCAUAUUGUUGGGUUUUGUUUCUUGAUCCCUGCUGCCAGUCUGUGUCUUUUGCCUGAAUAAUUGAAACCAUUUACUACUGCUAUGGCAAAUUAGCGAGAAAUUACCCAGAGAAGGCUGAGAAUUGACACAAAUCUAUGCCAUGCCAGAAGUUCUUUUUUUCAAAUGUAUUUAUUUCAAAGAAAAAAAAAUUAAAAACACAUCAGUCAGGAUAACAAGGUACAUAUAUUGCACAUUGUCAUCCCCAAACCCAGAGCACAAUUGUCCAAACCAUAUGAGCACAAAUCUUUCUCUUCAAUGAACUCAGAGAAAUCAAGUAAUAUAACUAUCUUAACAUUUUAUAUAUCUAUUUAUACAUAUAUUGCAUAUGUUAUUUCUUUUAGCUUCUCAUUCUAGUGAAACAAUAAAAAGUUCACAGGUGUGUCUGAUUUACUUCACUAAUGAGUAGGCUCUCAAGUUGCAUCCAUUUUAUCUAUAAAAGUCUCUAUCCUUCUUUAUGCCUGAGCUGUACUCCAUUGUGUAAAACUAUCCUCAGUUGAUGGGCAUUUAGGUUGUUUCCAAGAUCUAACUAAUACAAGUUGUGUUGCUAUAAACUUGGGUGCGCAAUCUCCAGAAGUUUUUAAUACCCUCUCAGUAACCAUUGCAACCUUAUCACUUUUCUUGGAAUUUGCAAGUUCCUCACUUAACUAUGGCAACCCUAUCAUUGUACUUUUAAAAAGUCUUAUUUGAGUGUUACUGAGUAUUACAGGAUCUUCCUAAACAUCUGGGUGGUUAACCUUUGAUGCAAGCAAGGGUUAUCUUGACCAUCAUUUGUCUCUUCUCUUAUGGUUUAUGACUACAAGGGAUGGAGAUUCUCAGGAAUUAGAAAUAGAAUUCUCAGGGCUAGGGAUUUAGCUCAGCGGCAUAAGCAGGCAGUCUCGAGUUCAAUCCAUGAUACCAAUAAAAAAAAAAAAGAAAGAAAGAAAGAAAUAGAAUUCUCCUAAAGAGUAACUACAAACUAAGAUGGAGUCUCCAUUGCCUCCACAUUUCCCCAUUCGAGGACAUACUUUUUAGGACAUGUGUAGUCCUUCAUAUGGCAAUGGUUCAUAACUGGACUUGCAUGCAUCUGUUUUAGUACUGUCAUUUGUUCCUGAUUUAUACUACUUUGGAUGCUAUCUUUUACCCAGUUGGUUAAAAAUGGCCUAAAAGAGCUGGGCAUGGUGGCCCACACCUAUAAUCCCAGGCUGAGGCAGGAGAAUCUUUUCAAGUUCAAGACAGCUUGAGCUACAAAGUGAGCUGAAGGCCAGCCUGAAUUGCAUAGUGAGACCCUGUCUCAAAAAGACUACAUAAAACAAAAAAAUGGCCCAAAAGUAGGGAACAGGAUUAUAAUUAUUAUUGGCCCUGCAAGUCCAGUACCUAAUGAAGUCAGCCCCUGAGUCUAGUUGAAUAUCUGUUCAUACCAGCUUUCCUACCUACCAUUUUGGUAGGCCUUACCCUGAUCCUGAGUGCUCUGGUCCAGUUUUUCUAGUGUUUUGUUUGUUUGUUUGUGACCCUGGAGCUGUUUGCCUAAAAACAGUUUUCCCCUCAGGCUGUACAUAGUCCUUUUUAUUCCAUAAAAAGUAGAUUGAGUCCUCGUCUGUUUUGCAGAACCAACUCAGCUAGUGAAUUCACUUUAUUAUGUAGCUGUCCAAGCAUAUUGCAGACUCCUACUACAUCCUGUGCUGUAGUUCAUGAUACCUCUGUAAGUCUUUGGAGACCCAGCUCUGAACUGACUUGUGCUCCUGUAAUUAAUCCAGUGGAUCCGGCUGUGCUUGUCUUUACCGACACGCAAACCACAGAAGCUCAUUAGGAUCAUGUCUCUUUGGGCAGUAACUGCAGGGACUCAUUAUCUCUGAACUUCCCUCUUGAAUUAUUCGGAUUUGGGGGGACCAGCAUUGUCAGGAGGUAGGGACCCAUACCUGUAAAGGGUCCAGACAUUUAAAUCCAUUAAUACAGAAAAACACAAGUUCCCUUUGGUGCCCAGUAUAUCGAGUCUUGGGACACAGUGUGGUUACAUGUAACAUGGUUGUGUCCCUGGCCCACACAGGACCCCUGUCUGUACCCAGUUUCUAUAAUAAGUAGAGGUAGAGGCUCUCCCUCCUCUGGGGUGCAAGUUGGGUGAGGGCAACUACCUCCCAAAAGCGGGGGGGUCCAGUCCUAAACACAUCCAGGGUGUUGUGGCUAUUUCCAGGUCUAAUAGAUGAAGGACAUGAUGAGUUUCAUUGAGCACUGUGUAAAUACACGUUUGUGUACUUACCUCUGCAGUGUUAACACGGGUACUCUCAGGCUGAGACAUUCUCCUUCAAGGGAACAAUGGGCAAAACCUUUGACUUAGAAUUGUCUGGGUGAUACAAUUCUCAGGAGAGUGCAGGAAGAAGGGUGGCUGCCUUUCUUGGAGUUAUUCCUAUUCUGGAUAUAUAGAUGAAGAUUCCCGGAUCUCUCUAUUCUAUUUUUCAUGUGUACAUGUGAACACCCCAAGGGAGUCCCGAUGCCCAUGUGAGAUCAUUAAUGUCUUUGAGGAUUAUUCUAAUCUGCAUAAAAACAGUACUCAGUAUGGUAACAAAUCUGCUUUUCUCGGGUCAGAGAUUUAGCUCAGCAAACAUAAGUGCCUGCCUGGCAAGUGCAAGGUUGAGAGUUCAAUCCCUGGUACACACACACACAGAAAGAAAAUCUGCUUUUCUCUAUACACCUGGAUAGGUCAUUCAUUCUGAGCCCACCAGUGCAAUUCUGGUUCUUAAGUUUGGUCCUGCCCAUCAUACCAUCCUCCCUGAAAUCCUACACUUGCUCAUAACCCCAGCAUGGGCAGUAUGCUUCCCUUUCAUUAUUAAAAUUUCUCCCUUUUUACCUUAUGCAUAAAUGUAGCCCAGAGUUUACUAGGUCUGUAUCAUUGCUGUGUCUGUUGAUUGCCUUUUUCUGAACCUCACACACACAGAAGGGGUGACUUUUAUUCUUGUCUUGCCACCAGUGAGGGUUCCAAAUUUUACAUAUAGGGAUUACAAAUCUGACAGGAUAAAUGGAUUUAGGGAGAAAAAUCAACAGAUUGCUGGUCAUAGGGGAAACACUGUGAUGCCCGCUCAGCUUGUUUAAUCCCAGUAGUCUUGUGGUCAUUCAAUCAUGUAAUUGCAAAAGUGUUCCCCAGACUUACCAGGGAUAGCUGUCUUUAGCUGUGAGCUGGUUUCUUCCAAAAGCAGCAGCAGGAGAGCUGGAACCGGCAGCAGCCUGGGUCAUGACUCAAGUCCAGCUGUAGUGAGCAUCUGUCAGAGUCUUUGGGAGCAUCAUGGUGAGUAGGUCUCUGAUGCAGCUGAUAGAGGCCCACUUCUUGACUCAGGAGUGAGGAACCCAUGGAGUACAACCUGAAAGGGUAUUUUUGGAUUUUUGAGGGGGAGAAGGGGUUUGUUUUGGUUUUUAUGUCUUUUUUGAGACAGGGUCUCACUAUGCAGUUCAGACUGGACUUGAGCUCCCUUUGUAGGUCAGGCUGGUGUCGGACUCCAAACAAUACUCCAGCCUGAGCCUCCCAAGUGUCAGAAUGCACCACCACGCCCAGCUAACCUGAAAAUUUUAAAGCGAUUGGGAUCAUUAACAGGACUUUAUCCCCCAUCCCCAUUUUGGUUGGAGGGGCUCCCCUUUCUGUGCUUUAAGACUUUGUCUUGGUUCAAAACAAUGGACCAGGCUGGGGAUUUAAUCAGCCCCAUAAGCGCCUGCUUGGCAAGUGCAGGGUCGUGAGUUUGAUCCCCAGUACAAAAAGACCAGAUGGUGAAUCAGAAUUGGAUGACAUUACAGCAGUCUCCUGGAGGUCCUUUAACAUUUACUGACAAGUCCGAAGUCCCAAUCUCUUGAAGCCCUUCUAGUGCAGAUACAAGCAGAGUCAGUCCAUCCCAGUACUGGGUGCACCAUGAAUGGAGAAGCCACAGGAAGCAUUAUGACCCAGUUUGCCCCACUCUCUUGUCAAAGCUUUGCCAAUUUGGUUUUGUUUUUCAUACAACCUGAACUCUGAGAUUGAUAGGCUGUAUGUAGCUUUCAUGUAAAUUCCAAGGCCUCUGAGAGACCUUUAAUUACUCAACACUUUAAAAAGCAAGUCUGUUAUCUGGACUCAGUUAUGGGGAGCCUGUAAGGAGGUAUCAUUAACUCCAUUAGGGCUUGUAACUACUUCCUUUGAUGUCUCAGUCCUAGUAAGGGAGCACCUCCACCCAGCUCAGGACUGGCAAAUACUUUUUGUUUCCUCUAGUGGACUUGAUUUCAGUAAAGUCUACUGCAACAUCUUCAAAUGGCAAAGUUCCUUGUCUCUGGACACCCAAUUGUAAAGGCUGUGCAACCAGGUUGUUAUGGGUGCAGGCUUCACAUUGUGAAGCCACCAAAGCUCAUAAAGUCUACAGUCAGCACAAAUGGUGGCCAAGCAGGCAUCUCAUAGCAAUCUUCCCCAUGUGCAUGUGGCUGUGUAAGUGCUAUAUGACAUAAAGUCCCAGAGUUUCCAAGAGGAAGACUCCUCCUUCUGGUAAAACUUGUCACCCAGUUUCUCUGUGGCCCUUUGCACUUCAGGCCAUGACAGCUCCUUUUUUGAAUACUUGAGUGGCUUGAGCAGUGGUACCACCAGGACACAAGCUGUAGGAAAUUGUUUUCCAAGAGCAGCCUAUUUAGUAGCUAAGUCCCCUGCAUGAUUUCCCUGGGCUUCUAAUGACUCAUUUUUCUGUUUUCCUGAGCGAUGUAUUACAACUACCUUGGAGAGAACCAGAUAGCUUGUAACAACUUCAGUAUUUCUUGGGAAUUUUUAAUGUCCCUCCUACUGUUAGUAAGCCUCUCUCCUGGUAGAUGACACAGUGCAAUUGUAGGAUAGCAAAUGCAUAGUGAGAGGCACAAAGUGAGAGCAAUCAGUUCACUGUGCUGAGGUCCCAGGAAGCAAAGCCUCUGACCAAACAGUCUGUUCAAGGGAAGUGACUGCUGUAUUUGCCCUCUGAACCCAUUGAUAACCUUGGUGCUGCUGUCUGCAAAUAGGCACAAGUCCAGGACCUGGAGGGAUGUCCUGCAGGUUCAGCCAGGUGGAAUACACCAUCUUGAUGGCAAGUGUGCAGUUAUGUUUAGAUGACUCCAGGUGUGUGGGCACAAGAGUGUGUGUGUACAAUGACUUGUACAGUUUUGAUAGUCUAAGGUCCUCUUAUAGGGUUCCUUGAUAUUGAGCCAGUCUGGUUUCUGCUAUUUACCAUCAGGGCCUCCCAACAGGGUUUCCAUUGCAUGGGGUACAAACACGUUUAAUUUCUUCCCCAAAGUGAAUUUAUCUGUUUCUUUUACUAAAAUGGCCAUGGUGGUAGUGGAACAUAAGAAAGCCAUCCAGCCACCACGGAGUCCAGUCUUAGAUAUGCCACUGCACAUUUUCAUGGCCUUUCUCAUGGAGGAAAAGUUGGAAAAGCUUCGUGAUAUCAGGCAGUGCCAGAGCAGGGGCACUUAUCAGUCUCUCUUUGAAAUCCUUAAAAGCUGGCUGGCAUUCAGGGCUCUACUCCAGCAAGGGACCGUUUCCCACUCUCAAAGCUUCAUGUGGAAGUUUUGCUAUUGCUGCAAAAUUAAGGUGACAAUAUCUGGCAGCUUCUAGUUCUUUCAGUUGCUUCCUGGUUACUGAUACUUUAAGGCCCUGGAUGGCCUGCGUGCAUGUAGCUGACAGAAUAUGUCCCAUCAUUUAACAUAAACCCCCAAAAUUCAAGUUUGUAUACAAAUUUGAGCCUUUUUCUUACUUACUCAUACCCCUUAUCUUGGAGCAGUCCCUGCAAUUUUUUGUCCCCUCCUGACACAGUUUGCAUGUUUCAGCAGCUAAAAUCAAAUCAUCUACAUAACUGUAACAGAUUUCAGGAUUUUCCUGGCUAAAAGGAACUAGAUCUUUGGAUAAAGUAUCUGCAAAAAUUGGCAGAGAAUUCUGAAACCCUUAUAACCUUGUCCUGGUUAGUUGACACCUUUAUCUCCCCUCAGGUUCCUCCCACUCAAAAGUAAGUAUGUCUUGCGACCCCACAGACAAGGAAAUACAGAAGAAAGCAUCCUUUAGAUCUAACACAGUAUACGAGGUUCGUGUGGGGGAGGUAAGCAGGAUAUAGGAGUUUGGAACUGUAGGGUGAAGUCAUAAACACAUUAUUUACAGAUCUUAAGUCCUGGACUGUCUUAUGUCUUAUGCUUAAGUCCAUCUGUCCCAUGCUUCUGGACAGGCAGAAAAGGUGCAUUCCGUGGGGACUGCAUUCUCUCAAUAUUCCCGCUUCCAGUAUUCUUUUCACAUAGGGUUUAAGUCCCUUUCUUCUUAACCUCCAUGGUCAUUGGGUACUGCUUCAGCUGGACCAGCUUCAUAUGUCCUGCUAAUUCCAUUAUCACCAGUGGGCACAUGAGCCACCAAACCAGGGGGGGUUGUCCUCUGGCCAAACCAAGGGGAAAUGCUGAGUCCAAGAAAGAAGAUCAGGGCCUUUGGCUGUCACCCUUUGCUUCUCCAAUUCCCAGAGGUGAUAUUCUUCCUGCAUAGGAGAGGUUACUAUGAGAACAUGAUCCUCAGAUGAAGGUUCCUCUCUGGUAGUCAAAAUGGUUUCUGAAGGGGUAAGGGUGAGGGUACAGCUUGUGAAGAUCUUGGCUCAGGAGGGGGGAAGGACAGUUAGACAUAAGCACAAAGGAAUGACUAUUUGCUGUCCAAGCCAAAUCUGCCAUCACUCACAGAAAAAAUAGGUAAAGGUUUGGCCAAUCAUCCCUUGCAUCCCUUGUUUUCCUACUUAUGAGUGGGGCUGCCAGCUGAGUAACUACAGCUACAUCUGUACCCUUGUCCACCAGGAAUUUAACAGGUUUCCCUCCAACAUUUACAGUUAACAUAAAUUCCUUGGGGCUGAGAGACAGGGAACCGUGACUCGGUCAGUCUAAGACUGCCUCUGUAUCCAUCACUAACAUUUCCUUCUUUUUCUUGUAGCAACUUUGGACAUUCUCAUUUGAGAUGCCCUAUCUCCUUACAAUAGGUACACUGGCUUGGGUCUGAGGGGAUGCAUCUUGCUCCUUGUUGAGAGCAUUUUUCUUCCUUUUUUAAAAUCCCUGGUCUCUGCCUGAGCCUCCUUUCUAUAAGUGGCUAAUAUUUUCUGUUCCUCCAGAAGUGUCUAUCUUUUAUCGUUUCUAUUAUUACAUACUUUCUGAACCACUCUUCAACCAACUGUGCUAUGGCCAUUUCUGUAGACCCAUCUAGUUCUGUAGCUUGCAGCAAUUGUCAGCAGCCAACUGAAUGACAGAAGGCAUGUUUAUCAUCCUAAUGUUCCCCGCUUGCUAGAGGUUGAACAGGGUAUGUGUUCAGUAAGCCUCAGGAGGUGCUCAAGGAAUGCAGAUGGGCUCUCCUUGGUCAUCUGACGUACCUCCACUCUGCAAGUUUGUGGAGAGACGGGCAGCUGCAAGAAGCCCUUUUAUCAUGGCUGCAUGAUACACAUCCAGAUUUUGAGCCCCUAGGGCUACAUUCAAGUCCCAGUUAGGUGUCUCUCAGGGAAUAACAUGUUUUACCCUCUCAGCAAUUUUCAGCUUAGUCCCUUGCCCUUCUGACCUUAUGUAAUCCUCAGCAGCUUUCCAGAUUCUUUCAGGGACUGAGAGCUGAGGAGGACAUCUCAGCUGUCCUGUUGUUGUACUGAGCGCCCCUUGCAGGGUGUAGGACUCAGCACCUAGUUCUGAGGGUUUCUUGUCCUCAAGAGAGAGUCUGCUACUGGCUUCAGGGAGGCUUAGUGGAGACAGCAUCCACAGGGUGCAGCUGGCCCUGCGUGGGAAGAACUGGCUGCUCCUGCACUCUAGGGUGCUCAGUAUGGAAGAGGUAGUACUGAAGAGGUAAGACAGAGGGGUUCAUCCUCCUCAGAAGCUGGGGGAAAUACAGGGGAUUUUGUGCCAACAGUGUUUUUCUUGAAUCAUCAGAACCUAUUGAGGAAAUUCCCAGACAUACAAUUUGAGCCAUAGGGUCAACACGUGAACCACACAUAACCAGAAAUCAAUACACGGAAACUGAUCUAGAUGCCCUGGGUUCCUGGUGACAACGUUUCAUACCCUACUUAGGGGUCAAGUGUCCCCUCUGAAAGCCAUGCAACCUUAAUAGUAGGCCACUCUGUCUCACAAAAAGCUUGGAGUUUUCCCUUUCUCAUCUUAACCCAUAAUCACUGCCUUUAAACUUGACAAAAUUCUUAAGCAUACAUUUCAGAACAGUCAGUGUUCUGCCAGUUGUGCCCACUGUGACCAGAGUUCAAACAAAACUCACAAAGCCACAGCCUUAUCUUGGCAAGUCCUCCCUCCUCCACUCACCCAAGGAAACAAAGUCUGAGACUAGCAAAAUGUGAAAAGAUGGCAAUCUUUGCAAUGAUCUGCUGCAGGCAAGCUGAGCUCUUCUGAGUUUCCUGGUAUAGAACUGCAAGGGGUAGUCCGGGGAGGUAGACCAUAGCAAAUAAGGGGGAUUUCAUUCUACCAUCUCUUUGAAGGCAAAUAUUUUUAUUACUGUUUUGCUCUAUUCUCUAACAGCUUUCUUUUAAACAGCUUUAACGGGUCUGUCCCUGUGCCAGACUUCUGGGGUUUUGACUAUGAUGUGUUUUGGAGGGGUUCUGUUUUGAUCAUGGCUGUUUGGGGUUCUAUAUGCAUCACUUAUCUAUAUUUCUUUCCUUAUAUUGAGAAGCUUUCUCACUGUUACUUCUGUAAAUAGGUUUUUUUUAUGCCAUUUGUGCUGUUGUCUGAUUUUUCACUUAACCCAGCCAAUCUUAAAUUAAUCUUCUUUGCCUCAUCUGGCAGCUGUUGGAUCCGUUUUUCAUAUUCUCUUGUUGUUUUUAAGGUCUGAAUAGCUGAUUUCUGACACGAGCCCUGACUUCUAAUUCUAAUGCUCUGUCCUCACAUUGGUCACUUCUGCUUGUACUUUCAAGAUAAUUUUUUUUUAAGUUCCUGAAUUUCUAUUUGAAACCUUUCCAUGGAUUCAAAUUCUUUGCUAAACUGGUCAUUCAUGUUUGUAUAAUUUUGUUUAGCUCAGCUAGCUUUUUAUUAGUGUCUUCUGUAAUAUCCCUGAUUACCUUGUUUAUUACAUCCAUUAUCUUUUGAAUUAUAUCUUUUGUGAGCCUACUGGGCACUUUGAUUUUUUUUCAUCUUACACAAUUUUAUUUUGAAAAAUAUCAGAAGUUAUCUGGGCAAGGAGAAAGUGUUCUACUUAAUCAACUUCUUUGUGUUUUUCUGUAUUAAAUUAUAUUUUAGAUCACGUAUGGAGUACAUGCUUAUAAUAGCAGCACUUGAAAGGCUGAGGCAAGAGGAUCAUCAUGAGUUUGUGGCCAACCUGGGCUAUAUAAUGAAUUCAAGUCCAGCCUGUACACAGUGAGACCCUGUCUCUAAAAUAAAAUAAAAUAAAUUUUAGAAUAAAACAUCUAGAUGCUGAUGUUGUACCAAAUAUGCAGGUAAGAUGAUGUAGAGUCACCUUUCACAGUGAAUGCAUGAGUCCCAUAAUGAACUGAACUUUCCCUUUCUAGAGCACUAAAACAAAAGCACAUCAGGGUGAAUGAUUUGGGGAUGACAGUGCACAAUGUAUACACCAUUGUUGUCCCCAAUUGAUGUGUUUGGAUUUUUUUAUUUUUUUCUCUUCAAAAUAAAAUGAAUUAAAAAAAUAAGUUUGUAGCACAGUGAUGCAUAUAUAUAUAUGUUUUACUCCUGCUGAACACCAAGGGGUCAGAUAUAUUAGUGAUGGUAACUAAUGAAGAUGAUGACUAUGAUGAUAAUGACGAUAAAAUAAUAAAGAAUUCCAACAGAGUUAACUUCUUGGACAGUUAGUUGGUAAGAGGUGAGUUGUUUCUAGUUAUAGAGCACCUGACUGUGGUACACUUAGUGAUGUUGUCAUGGAAACCUGCAUGGAUGAAGCACAGGUCAUUAUUGCACGCAGAGAAUGUUUGCAGAUGUUGGAGUGUUUGCAUGAUAAUCAAGUUAUCCACUGAGACAUCAAAAGUGAUGAUGUGCUUUUGGGAAUAGAAGGAUGGGCUAAAUUUACUGAUUGGUUUUUGUGUCCAGAUAACCCAUAAGCAGAUCAAAUGCAAUACCAUUGUUGGAACCCCUUACUGGAUGGCACCAAAGGUGGUUACCUUGAAAGCGCAUGCUUUCUGGGUGCCAUUACUAUUGAGAUGGUCAAAAGAGCCUCGGUGGGCAACCCCACUUUCUGGGCCCCUUCUGUCUCUGUUGGACAGAAACUAUCUUUCUCUCAAUAAAUUCUUCCUAUUCUUAAUCUCCAUUGUUCCUAGAAUUCAUUCUUCGAUUUUAGACAACACAGACUCAGUGUUUCAGACAUCUAGCAGUCAGGAGUCAUAUUUCCCUUGUAUUAUUUGGAUUACUUGGAGAGUCUGUACCAUCCUUAUAUCAUAUGCUCUAUGUCAUAUGGAGGUCUUCCACAAAGAUAACUGGAUGGAAGUAAGAGUUUGCUUUUGUUUCAUAGAUUCUGGAUUGUGACUCACUUAAGUAAUCAAAAAUUUUAUGCUUUAAAUUUUAUUUUAUGUCUUUGUCAAUUGCUUAGUGUUUUGUUAAAAUGAUAAAUUUAAGUUGAGAACACGGGGAGGCUAUGAUACUUGUUUAAUGGGACAAUUUGUUCUUAUUUUGUAUACACUGCAUUUGGAUUUAGUUGCUGAAUUAACUAGUGUUAGCUGAAUUAUUAGCUACAUGCCUAUAAUCCCAGCACUCAGGAGGCUGAGUCAGGAAGAUGGCCUCAAGCUCAUGGCCAGAUUGGCCUACAUAGUAAUCCGUACCAGCCUAAAUACAUAAUGAGACCUUGUCUCCAAAAAAUAAAUAAAGAAAGAAAAACAAAACAAAACAUCUGAAUUUACUAGCAUUCCUAGCUUGACCUGAUUAUUAUGGUUUGUUAUCUCAGACAACAGUGCUAAGGAAAAGUUGUGUUACAGUGACCCCUAGUGGACUUUGACAUGAAGUGCUAUAAAAUGGUCUUUAUGAAAUCUAGUUUAUAUUUAGAAACUUCAUACCUAAUUAAUAAAUCAUGGAACCCCUUCCAUCAGUUAAAGGUAGGUAGGUCAGUGGCCAUUCUUAAGACUUGGAGGACAAUUGGUGGUACACAUCUGUAAUUCCAGCACUGAGGAGGCUGAGGUAAGAGGAUUGCUGUGAGUUCAAGAACAGCCUGGGCUUCAAAGUGAGCUCAAGACCAGCCUAAACUGCAUGGUAAGACUUUGUCUCAAAAAGAAAAAAAGACUUGAGCAAGUUUCACUGAGACAAACUGGCUUGACCCUUCCCUACAAGCUGAAGAAAAUGUUGAGUCUGUUUUGCCUGUUUCAUGUCUGGUCUGAUCUCUCGCUGGUGAGGAUCUUUGUGAUCUUUGUGAUCUUUCCCUGCUACUUUGUCCUUUCCUUUUUUGGAGUCAUGUAAGGUAGAGAACUCUAAACUUCCACACCUUUUCCUCUAGCCCAACUAAGAACCUUUAAGUUAAGUCAUAUAAAAUGAGUGUUUGCUAACACCAAAGACAGGGAAGUCACCUGAGAUGAGGAAGUCAUAUCCCUUCUCUGGGUCAGAUGAGACAUUAGAAUUUUGCCCAUCCAGGAGAACACACAGAGGCAAUGCUGUUGGAGACUUUUCUUAAAGCCUUCAUUGAGAGCUGUACUACAGAUUUGGGCUUUUUCUCUCUCUGCUAGUAAGUUAGUUUUUCUCCAACUCCUCAGGACUUUAAAACCACCUUGUCCUCAGACUGCCCCUCCCUCCAGAAAGGCCGAGGCAUCUUGCAACAACUGUUUGUCUUUCACCAAGGAAAGAAGCCAUCAAGAGAAUGAUUUACAAAAAAAAAAAAAAAAAAAAAAAAAAUGGGGCUGAGGAUUUAGCUCAGCGGCAUAAGUGCCUGCCUUGCAAGCAGGCAGUCGUGAGUUCGAUUCCUGGUACCAAUAAAAAGGAAAAAGACCAAAAAAAAUGAUUUACAUUUAUGCCUUGCGUGUACUAAGAGUAAAAAAGAUUUUAUCCAUUCUACUCUUUCAUUUGCAUGUAGAAAACUGAUACAGCUGGGUGUGAUACACCUGUAAUCCUAUUACUUGGGAGGCAAAGGCAGGAGAAUUGUGAGUUUGAGGUCAUCCUGGGCUAUGUAAUGAGUUCGAAGCCAGUCUGACCAGCAUCAUGCAACCCUGUCUCAAAAAACAAAAAAACCAACCCCAAUACAUUUGGCUUUACUAACAUAUGAACUGUGGCUGCUAGAUGAUGAUAUAAGUGUAACUUGUGAGCUUCACAAACAUAUAAAUUUUAAAAUGGACUUGAAAAAGCAUAACCUUGUCUUGCUGCUAAGAAAGGUUGCCUACGUGGUUAGAGAGAUGACACAAAUGCCUUAGAGGCUUCUUUACCCUAGAACUUAGGGCACAAUUUCUCCAACCUAUUUACCUUAUCUCUAAAAGUGGUCUCUUUUGUGGGAUAUGAAAGUACUGACCUUUGAUCUGUUCAACUGUCUGUCUUGCUCUCUCUCGAAUCAGAAAGCAGUGCUAAGCAAUGCUUCCUUCUUUAAACAUGACUAUUACAGCUGAACUCAAUUACAACUUGUUUGUUUUGUUUUGUUUUUUUCUUUAGUUUUAAAUUUUUUCUUCUUUUCUUUUUAUCCUUGAAAUAAAAUGGAUUUGGAAAAAAUAUGUAAUUUGUUUUAAAAACACAUACCAGAGUUAGCAAUUUGAGUUCCCAGGGAUGAUGUGGUCAUGCACUGCCUAAGGAUAUCUAAUCCAGCAACUAUAUAUCUUCUACGUAUCUCCUGUCCUUUGUCUUUCAGACAGCAGACACUUACUCUGGAGUGAGUCACCUUGGGGACACCUUGGAGAUAUAGAAAUCAAGUAGAAAUUUAAAGGGCUACCAAUUCUUUCUUUGUAUUCUCAGAUGUGAAAGCUGAUGACAAAAUCUCUAACUCCUUUGGAAUAUAUUCUUAGUCACUAGGAAAUGUUCAACCCUUAUGUGUUAAGAGAAGAACUACAGUAUUUUUCUGUACCUGCACACGGCCUACCUACUCCCUAGAACCAAAAUAAAAUACAGCGGGAAAUUUUAAUUAUGAUACUGUGUUACAACUCGAAUUGUAAGAAAAAGUGGUCAGAUUUACCUUAUGUUUAGAUUUUCUUUGCAUUAAGAAAAAAUAUUUGUGUUCAAACCAAAUGUACAACACAAGAAAACCAGAUACUUAGUCCUUAAGGCAUCCAGUAUUACUGAAUCUAAGGACAAUGUUUCCAAGGUGUAGGAAACCACUCAGACUGUUUCAAAGCUCAGGAGCAUCUAAGAACGUUUAAAUAUGUGACCCCACUUCAGUGAAAGAGCAUAGCAGGAUAGUUAUGUAACCAUGACUUAACAAUGAACAAUUACACAUGUGCCAAUGAGGAUAGUAUGUAAGAAUCUAAAUAUGUGAUAACAACAUGUAUAAGACUCGUACAAUAAAGACACAGGCUGCUCUUGUGCAAAAGCACAAGAGUGCAAAAGCACUCUUAAUCCACUAAGCAACUACUGCUGCUGUGUUGCUGAUAGCUGACUGCUUUCUUUGGGGAUCUCACACAUGAAUUUACUUCUUCAUCCUUCUCAACCCCAAUACAAGUCAACUUUAAUACAAGCCUUGCCUACCAUUACUGAGUCUGAGGCUUCCCCUAUUCGUUCUUUGGGUCCUUGAGGGUGGAGUUUCUAGGCCAGCUACAACUAAAGUCUCCAUGAGGCUGUAUCCAUCCUUAGCUGAAUUUUUUCAAGCUCCUCAAGGGCAGUAUCCUCUAAAGGAAGUAAUGAGUAAUUUGGAACUACCUACAUUCAUGAAUCCUUUUCUCUCAGUAACCUAAAACAAAUCAAGCAAGAGCUAGGAAAGUUCUCAGGUGACCCUUAUAAGUACAUUGUGCUCUUUAGAGAAUUUACUCAGGCCUAUAAACUAGAUCAGGGAAAUGUAAUCAAACAUUGAUUUAAAUCAAACAUUGACUUCUAAUGAAAGACAAUUGGUACAGACUUUAAUCUGUGAGUUUCUUAACUGUAUUAUGGAUACCCAGGGAUAUAAUUUUCAGAAUGGGUUUAAGCAGAGCCUUUAUAACACUGCUGCAGGGGGAAAUUAUCCGGUGAUUGGAUAGAGAACCCAAAAUGUCCCAAAGACCUCCUAGUGCUGCGGCCAAAAUUUUUUUUAACUAUUACCUGUCUCUGUCUGUCCCUGGAGGUGAUAGAUAUCUUUAGAACUUUUUGAUUAAAAGUCAUUUAUUAGAAAGUAAACACUAAACAAUAUAACUAAAAUGUUCUCAUUUUCUCUCUCUCUUUUAAAAGGUUAAAAGCAGCCUUUCAGGUUCUUUGAUUAUUGGUUUAAUUUUCUGCUUGGCAGUUCAGUUGCAGUUAAUCAUAGCUUUUGUCUCUGGAGGCAUGUUUUGUUAAGGAUUAGAGACACCCUGGGAAAGCUCUUGAUCUUAAUUGUGUUUCUGCAGUUGAGUUGGCUAGAAUUUAGUUCUUGUGCCAUACUCAGAGUCAUUCUUCUCUCCCUUCUUCACUACCUUGCCUGAGAAAUAACAGUUCACAACAGUGUUUGGUCCAGGGUAACUCUCUUCUUCAUGUCUGCUGGAUUUUAGGACCAAGCUUCCAGAAUGGUGAGUUUAGUCCCUGGGACAUUUGCAGAGUAAAACUGACUUUUAACUAUCUCUGGGCUAUAUUCUAAAAAAUUGGUCUAUAUUUAAUCCAGAACCUUCAAAGAAUAAAUGUAACGUUUUGGUCUAAGUUUAUCUGCCUUUCAGUCCUUACGCAGUGUUUGAGAUUAACUCCUCUUGCCUCUUCCCUCAAGAAUGAUGCUGACUGUCUUUUAUAGCACAGGGCAGACGGACCAACUUUUAUGACCCAGAUAAGUUCAUUGAUAGAACAAAAUAUUCCUAGGAAAACUUACGAGUCUAACUACAGUUUAACUUUUACUAGCCCCCCCCCAGCCAUCUGACUAUCAAACCAACAAUGAGAAGCCUGUAUAGCAGGAUAUUCCAAUCAGAUAAGCCAUCAGCCUAGGGCCUGUGUUAAAAACUGUCUUUGCUUUCGUAGGUAUAAAAUGUUUCUGUUCUUUCUGAUUCUUAUUACAAGAGAUCUUUGUAACUUGAUGUACAAAAAAAUUCUAGAAGUGUAUUCAUAGUAAUUUAAAGCUGUAAAAGAGUUAUUAUAAUUCAACUUGGCCAAAUAUAUCCUAGUGCACUCUUGUUUUAUAAACAAAUUGUCUUAUGCAUGUUUGUCCAUCUGUCUGUCCAAUCUGUAACCAGUGCCUAUACUUCCAGCUGUUUUGUUUGAGGUACGUGAUUUUUUUUUUUGCCUUCCGGAUUUUUAAAGUAUUUGUCAGUAAUUUAAAUUGGCUUGAAAAUAAAUGCCAUUAGAGUUAAAGACAUGCUUCCACCCAAUUUGCCAGCUAAGGAAAGUGAUGUCAAGACUAGUUUUACAAAUGCAAUACAUAUUGUUGUCUGUGUACUAUAACUCAGAAAUCUUUCAUUAUUAAAGAAUAAUGUGUUAAUCAUUAAGAUUUAGUUCUCACAGGUCAUCAAAAAUUUGUUAAGAUAAUUAAUUUGGGACACUUUAGUCUUAAGAAGUUGCUGGAUAGGAUUGUCCUUAGUGAAUAAAGGAGUGGCUACCUAGAAAUAUUUUCUUCCAGGCUUUUUUCACCAAUGGAAUCCCAAUAGUUUCCAUAUUCUAAAGAGAGACACACCCCAAUAAACAUUGCCAAACAUAUUACUGUGAUAUGUUUACACUAGUCAUCAUCAAAAGGCUAAGUUUUCUGUGGUUAAAAACAAAGAAAUUUCAUUAAAAGAUGUUCUUGAUGUAAAACUAAAUUGACAAAAAAAGGACUUCUCUCAUUAUUGCUAAUUUCAUAGUAUACUAACUGUAUUCAUGCCUUCUGGGUGUACAAGUCUUCUAAGAUAUAAAACCAGGAUUGUUUAUAGUGAUAACUGUUGGGAGCCGCAGCCCCGAGCCCGGUCGCCUCACUUGGCGGACGUGAGGCCUGUAGUAAAGAGUGAGGCCUGAGGUAGAUUACCCCUCCCAUCGAAUAUGUUAGUUUCCUGCUUACCGCGUAAACAACCCGCUCAACAAUAUAGUCUGCCUGGCAACUGAUGAUGUUAGCCAAUCAGCUUGCCUUGCUUACUUUAACAUGAUUGGACACUGUACCCGUAUAUAUACCGGUGCCACCCCUGGGCGGAAGUAGAAGCCAGGUAGAAGCCCGGAAGUAGAAGCCCAAAAGGAGCCGCGGAGAGCGGACCGGUAGAGGCUUUGGGGCAGACUGAAGCACAAAAGGAGCCGCGGGGAGCGGACCAAAGGAGGCUUCAGCUGGGAGAACCCAGGGCAGGCUGUACGGAGAAGGAAAAUAAAAAGAAAAGGUUGUCCACUACCAGACUUUGUCGUGUGUCCUUCCUGCCGGCCGGGAGCGGACAUCGACAUUUGGUGGCCCGCCCGGGGACUGAUCACCCCCGAGACGUGAAGUGGACAACGCUCCAGUACAGAGCUGCGAGACAGGUGAGUUGGGGAUAAGCCUGGGCUCUGGGUGGCGCGCACCUACAGGGCUUUUAGACUCCCCUCAGGCUCACGCGUAAGUGGCGGAUUCCUUGGGCCUCACGCGGUGAGUAACAUAUUAAAAAAUGGGAAACAUGCUAGGUAGCAACACUAAGAGCGAGGGUGGUUGUGGAGAAAGCUCUCAAGAGCUUACAAAAGUACGCAGGGUAUCUGAGCAGGCCCAGUCAGGGAGCUCCCGAGAGGUGUCUGUCAAGGGGAACAAGGAUGCUAAGGAGGAGGACGGGGCUCUAGCCUCGGAGUCGUCUGACUCCGAGGACGAGGGAAAGUUGAAUGGCAGGGAGGCCAAAGAGACCAGCUGUCAGGAGCCUAAGUCGCUCAAUAAGGAGUCGCAGGGUUCUUUUCCAGCGUUGCCCCGCGAAUUGCGCUCUGCUCAACCUGGUCUGCGGAGGAGUAGAGAGCUCCUGAGUGCGCCCCGGCGCGAGAGGGAGGCGAAGCCUUCCGCCCCACCUUGGGGGCCGUUUCCGGAGGCGGUCCCUCGCCACGAGGCGGCCGCCUGGGAGCUCCCUCCCCUUUCGCCAGAACAGGAAGUGAUGCACGGGCCCCCAUUUUCCGCCCAAUCACGGCCGCUGUCUUAUGCUCCGCCGCCGGCGGGUCGGUAUUUUUACAGGCGGCUUUGGCAGGGGGGACGCUUGUCUCAUGAGGUACAUCCACCUGGGAUAGAUAGUGGCCCCUACGAGAUAUUUCCUGUACAAGUAGCUAUGGGCCAGGGACGCAAUGUAUGGGAGCCUUUUGAGAUAAAGCAGAUUAGAGAACUUAAAAAUGCAGUUACAACCUUUGGGCCGACUGCGCCUUACACCAUUGCCAUGCUGGAGAAUCUGUCUUCUGGGCCCCUCACCCCCGCGGACUGGAUUCAGCUGGCAAAGGCGUGUCUGCCCUCGGGUAGUUACACAGAGUUCUCUGCCGAGCAGGCUGAGAAAAACGCCGGUCGAGGAAAUGAGGGCUGGGGAUUUAGCUUAGCGGCAUAAGUGCCUGCCUUGUAAGCAGGCAAUCGCCAGUUCGAUCCCUGGUACCAAUUAAAAAAAAAAAAAAAAAAAAAAGAUAAAAAUAAAAAAUAAAAAAUAAAAAACAAAAAGGGGGAGUAAGCCAAGGCCUGCCUCCAAAGGCGCGGUUAUCUAUGACAGGACAAUGGAUGGGCCCGGAUCCAGUGGUCAGCUGGAACCGAGGCGCGGUUUGUGUUUUCCCACAGGAAUCGGGACGAGAACCACUGUGGAUACCGGAGAGACUGACACGGACAACAAAGCCCUCGACUAAAGAUCAGACCUGCCCUACUGGAGAUCCAUCACAGACCAACCAACAAGAUGAAUAGAAAUAGCGGUAGCCCGAAAUGGACAAGAAGAUCCUCAGGCAUAUGCAUGGCUCGCUCGCCUAGCCUACGACCGAGUCUAGGGACGGUGAGCUUCCCACACUCCUCCUCUAAAAAAUUAUGAUAUAGCAGGGUAGAUGAGUCAAUGACGGGUAAGAGCGUGCCUCCCCAGCACGACUCGACCUAAGCCAGGCCCUACCCCAUCCUGCACGUAAGCCGCUGGACUGUUAGAUGCUGCCCAGGUCUAAAUUUCUCUCCGAGGGGAUUUCUUUACGGAGAGGAAAUGAGUGCAAGCUUGUGUGCAUCCAGGUUCCGUCCAGUUUGUGCCUGGCCCUAGAAAAAGGACGAGGGCCUCAGGGCCUUGGCAGACCAUGGGACGGCCGACCAGGGUCUAAGCCAAGGACCUACGGUGGGCCUACACAUAGGGCAUAAGCCUCUGCACCCAGUCCAGGAAGGGCUACGAUGCGCACAUUCAUAAAAAAUAAAAAAGGGGGAGAUGUUGGGAGCCGCAGCCCCGAGCCCGGUCGCCUCACUUGGCGGACGUGAGGCCUGUAGUAAAGAGUGAGGCCUGAGGUAGAUUACCCCUCCCAUCGAAUAUGUUAGUUUCCUGCUUACCGCGUAAACAACCCGCUCAACAAUAUAGUCUGCCUGGCAACUGAUGAUGUUAGCCAAUCAGCUUGCCUUGCUUACUUUAACAUGAUUGGACACUGUACCCGUAUAUAUACCGGUGCCACCCCUGGGCGGAAGUAGAAGCCAGGUAGAAGCCCGGAAGUAGAAGCCCAAAAGGAGCCGCGGAGAGCGGACCGGUAGAGGCUUUGGGGCAGACUGAAGCACAAAAGGAGCCGCGGGGAGCGGACCAAAGGAGGCUUCAGCUGGGAGAACCCAGGGCAGGCUGUACGGAGAAGGAAAAUAAAAAGAAAAGGUUGUCCACUA
Molecule: messenger RNA, 24612 nt
Organism: Cavia porcellus (domestic guinea pig)
Lineage: Eukaryota; Metazoa; Chordata; Mammalia; Rodentia; Caviidae
Product: TERF1-interacting nuclear factor 2
Exons: 8
Coding region: 329-1711 (460 amino acids)
Biological process (GO): telomere capping; regulation of telomere maintenance via telomere lengthening
Cellular component (GO): shelterin complex
Molecular function (GO): telomeric repeat DNA binding
Source: RefSeq, a predicted model, not a curated record